AUGGCCCAAGGUCACAAGCAUUUACAAAGAAACACAGAUAAUUUAAAGUGUUUAGAUUUGUUAAAUGAAGUUAAAAUCUUAGCAAUUCAUAUCUAUACAACAAAAAUGGAAUUUUACAUUGUAGACUGUUCACACAGGCUAUUUUCUACAAUGAAAAAACUAACAGAAAUUAGUCUUCCUACCAUUAAAGAUAAUCCACAAGAAAUAGUUGAAUUGAUCAAAAGUCUAAUAGCUAUUUAUAAGAUAAUUAAAGAAAGUAUUAAAAAAAUAGCAGAAAUAAUUGACAUCAUAACUGAUCUAUCUAAUAGAAAGCCAAGUACACCUUUACAAAGUGAAAUCAAUAACCUACUAUCAAUGACAUUUGCAACUCUAGAUAUUUGA
Molecule: messenger RNA, 381 nt
Organism: Entrophospora sp. SA101
Lineage: Eukaryota; Fungi; Glomeromycota; Glomeromycetes; Entrophosporales; Entrophosporaceae
Source: the annotation of a GenBank genome assembly